Messenger RNA from Lagopus leucura (white-tailed ptarmigan), 529 nucleotides. Its product is annotated as sodium/nucleoside cotransporter-like. Gene Ontology annotation, cellular component: plasma membrane. Gene Ontology annotation, molecular function: D-glucose:sodium symporter activity. Lineage: Eukaryota; Metazoa; Chordata; Aves; Galliformes; Phasianidae. The transcript is spliced from 6 exons. The annotation marks the transcript as partial. The record is from RefSeq and is a predicted model, not a curated record. Gene Ontology annotation, biological process: transmembrane transport; sodium ion transport.
UCCCUCAGGCGCAGCACCCGCAGCUCCAUCAGCGGAUAUUUCCUGGCCGGGAGGAGAAUGGGAUGGGCGGCAGUCGGCUCGUCGCUCUUCGCCUCCAACAUCGGUUCCGGCCAUUUUGUCGGCCUGGCCGGAACGGCGGCAGCCAACGGCAUCGCGGUCGGGGGAUUCGAGUGGCACGCGAUGUUUAUGGUGCUGCUGCUGGGUUGGAUCUUCGUCCCCAUCUACCUCAGGGCUGGGGUCACCACGAUGCCCCAAUACCUGCGCAAACGGUUCGGAGGCGCCCGCAUCCAAAUCUGCCUCUCGCUUCUGUCGCUGCUGCUCUACGUCACCACCAAGAUCUCCGUGGAUCUGUUCUCGGGCGCCGUGUUCCUGCAGGCGGCGCUGGGCUGGGAGCUGUACGGAGCCGUGGGGGCGCUGCUGGGGGUCACCGCCGUCUACACCAUCACCGGCGGGCUGACAGCCCUGAUGUACGCCGACAUGGUGCAGAGCGCCGUCAUGGUGGGCGGAGCCUCCGUGCUGGCGGGAUACG